Messenger RNA from Fonsecaea multimorphosa CBS 102226, 384 nucleotides. RefSeq lists its product as uncharacterized. Bases 1 to 384 code for a protein of 127 amino acids. Lineage: Eukaryota; Fungi; Ascomycota; Eurotiomycetes; Chaetothyriales; Herpotrichiellaceae. The record is from RefSeq and is a predicted model, not a curated record. The transcript has a single exon.
AUGACCACCUAUUUCCAGGCAUCAGCGGCAUGGCGGACUCGCCUGACUUCAGCUGCAAGCGUUCGUCAUUGCAUCUCCGGGUUCUCCCACCCAAAAGUUGGAUCUCCUCGUCAUCCCUUGCCCUCACAUCGAGGUGUUACAACCGUCGUCGAUCAGACCAAGCACGACAACAAUCCUGACCAAGAUAAGCGUGCUGAGCACGUAAAGGCCGGGAAAAGCGCAACGUCGAGUGAAGGCAGAGGCCACCCAGCGAAGCAGCCAGAUCCGCAGAAGCCUCCGGAACGGUCCACUGGUUUUGAGACUGAAGGUCCUGACGGCAAAUCUGGCGAAGGAAAGGAUACUGGCGGUGUGCAUAAACAGGAAAAGCCAGAGUUGACACCAUAG